Molecule: messenger RNA, 2391 nt
Organism: Phytophthora infestans T30-4
Lineage: Eukaryota; Oomycota; Peronosporomycetes; Peronosporales; Peronosporaceae
Exons: 5
Coding region: 1-2391 (796 amino acids)
Molecular function (GO): protein binding
Source: RefSeq, a predicted model, not a curated record
AUGGCGGAAGAAGAAAGUGGCGCAUCGCACCUAGCAGUGAAGGACGACGGGAGCGAGUGGACAAGCUCGAGGCGCGUUGGAAGGAGAGCUCCAACUGCUAUUAAUCGAGAUGAAAACAAACCGAGCGGUAGUGAGCACUCGGAUCAGCUGGAAGAACCUGUGAUCCCAGUGACCGUUCUACCGUCGAUGGAGGCGGAGACCAAGCCUCAGAGUCGCAGUAACUCUGGGUUUGUACCGGCAGAGCACGUGGCCGGCAGGGACGAAGGUGAAGAUACGGAAGAUGACAUUGCAUUGCUAGAAUACUUGUCAGGUACCGAGAGCGACUACUACGAACUAGAUCGAGCGAGUCGCAAAGUUCAAGACGCAGAAGUGAUGUCAUCGUCACCAAGAUCGAACGAUGAGAGUCUGGGCACGCCGGGCAGUCCGGAAAAGCUUCUAGUUGUAGAUGAUCACGACGGGUUCGGACAGUCUCCUAUUCGGUAUAUGACAGUAACUCGUCGAAAGAUGGCGCACGCCCAAGAAGCCCCACGACAGGCAUCAACGCGUGUAGUGGAUGAGUGGGUUCCGUGCGAGACUGAAGACGGACUCAUUUACUACUACAAUCAGCGCACACAGGAAUCUCAAUGGACCAUCCCGACGAGUUCUGGUGCUCGGACGUACACCACCGAAGAGUUAUUUGCUGCUGUGUCGGAGGAAGAGCUGUCCGAGACAGACGCUAGACAGCUGAGUAUAAUGUUACACUCCGGGGUGGAUCUCCAAGCUUUAAAUUCUGACGGCCUCACUCCACUCCACGUCGCUUGUAAAGUGGGGAAUGAACAAGCUGCAGCUCUGUUGGUUUAUUACGGAGCCAAGCUAGACGCUCGAGCUAUUCGUGAUGAUGCUACCCCUCUGAUUUUGGCUUGUCGAGCCGAGAGUGAAGGCAUCGUCAAGCUGCUAGUUGAGUCAAAGGCGUCGCUCUCUGCCCGCGACAGCAACGGAAAUACAGCGCUUCAUGUUGCUGCUCAAAGCGACAACGAAGGGCUGGUUAUGUUAAUUCUGCGUGGCUGUGACCACACAUUACUCAGCCAGAAGAACAAUGAAGACGAGACCGCGCUGCAUAUUGCAGCCAAGCUUGGUUACUUUGGUAUCGCUCGGAGCUUACUGGCUUACGGUGCAAGUGUGAAGGACGAAGACUCACAAGGUCGGACGCCGUUGAUAUUGAGCAUAUUAGAGAACCACGUCGAGUGCGUCCAACUGCUGCAAAGUAUCGAAAGCAACGCGAGCCCAGCGCAGCCAAGCGCGGUAUCUCAUUACAGCUCUGCAUAUUCUAUCGACCGAAGACCAAGCGGAGCCGAACGCGAUGCGUUGACUGUCCUGCACUCGUAUCUCUUCCAGAUUCUUCCGAAUCACUCAGCACCGGAAGCUCAAACGAUUUUCCAACUCGUUGAAGAAGUGCGAGGGCAAAUUGGUGCUCUCAAUGCAAGUCUACAGGCAUCCAAUGGUCGUGAAGCGCAUUACCGAGUUCAGCUAGAAGAAAUGUCGUCGAAUCUGGCAGCGACAAGUCACGAAGAGAAUCAGAACCAGCUUGCAGUGCGUGAACUAGAACUUGAGGCGAGCCGCGUAUCCCAUCGAGCCCUCUCAUCGCGCUGCGAGCUCUUGGAGUCGAUUGCUCGUAAUGCUCAGGAAAAGCUUGGAAGAGAGCGGCUAGAGCACACACGAUACGAAGAAAGCAUGCAAGAAAGACUACGCCACAGCUUGCAAGAGAAUGCCAACGUCAUCGAGUCGUGUAGACAGCUCCAAGCAAGCUGGAGUGAGCGUCAACAGCAGUACGAUCACAGACUAGGUCGUCGUGAUAGUCAGGGGUUUUACGAGAUUUCCGAAGGUCUAGCCCACUUGUCCAGUGCACAAGAAUCCUUGGAAGACAACUAUCAUCUCUUAGAAACCGAGGCAUCCACAAGCGUAGCAUCCGGUAACCAACCAAGAGAACGAACUUCAAGUGACUAUCAUUAUCAUCAGCAACAACUUCGCCGCUCGUUCGAACAAUAUCCGUACGAGAAUGCUCCUAAAUUGCUGGAUGCGCCUCCUCCCUUACUAGAAGACAAUGACGAAGCGCGAGAGCCCACCGACACCUUAACGCCGCCUAUUUCUCCGGCACGAGUCGGUGCAGUCUGGAAUCGGUUCUUCGAGAACGUAGGACAUGCCAGUGAACCUCGCGGUGCUAGUGACUCGAAGUCGCACGGAGCGCCAACGCUUGAAGCUGGACAGCCGCCAAUGUCAUACCCGUCCAGUUCACUCGUCUUCGAUGCUGUCCGAAAGAAUGAUCUGCGGAAACUGCAAGAAGUUUUGCUACGAGGAGUGUCUCCAAACCAGCGAGACGUUGCUGAGAAGGGCACGCCUCUGCACUUGGCGUAA